GCACCGUCAACUACCCCGGCGCUGGGCACCCCAUCAACCACCCCGGCACCUUCAACCACCCCGGCGCCUGGCGCUCCAUCAACCACACCAGUGCCGUCAAGCACCCUGGCACCGAGUGCACCGUGCACCACCCCGGCGCCGUCAACUACCCCGCCGCCAUGGGUUCCGCCAACCACACCGCCAUGGGUUCCGCCAACCACACCGCCAUGGGUUCCGCCAACCACACCGCCAUGCGUUCCGCCAACCACACCGCCAUGGGUUCCGCCAACCACACCGCCAUGCGUUCCGCCAACCACACCGCCAUGCGUGCCGCCAACCACACCUCCAUGCGCUCUGCCAACCACACCGCCAUGCGCUCCACUACCCACACUGCCAUGCACACCGCUGACCAGACCGCCAUGUGCUCCACCAACUACUCCGCCAUGCGCUCCGCCAUGGGCUCCGCCAACCACACCGCAAUUCGCUCUGCUAACCACACUGCCAUGCGCUCUGCAAACCACACCGCCAUGCCUUCCGCCAACCACACCGGCAUGCGCUCCACCAACAACACUGCCAUGCACUCCACCAACCACACCGCCAUGCGCUCUGCCAACCAGACCAUGGACUCCGCCAACCACACCGCCAUGCCUUCCGCCUACCACCCCCCCAACAGCUGCACCAACAACCAUCACACCGGCAACAACCGCCGCUCUUGCAACGCGUUGGCUGACAUUCCGAUCGGCGGGAGAGCAUUUCACCCAGGACUUGUUGAAUCCAGCUUCCGCAGCAUUUGUCAGUCGAGCGCACCUCAUUAAGAAAACCCUUGAAGUUUUCAUCCGAAAACUCUGUUCGUUCCAUUUCUUGACCGUGGUUUCAUUCAGUAACGGCACCAUCAUCAACAACAUGGUUUUAAGUUUCACGGCCAGCUCCGUGCCCAAUAAUACUGUCAUCGGGCAAGUUUUGAUCGACGC
This is a messenger RNA of Corythoichthys intestinalis (scribbled pipefish), 950 nucleotides long. RefSeq lists its product as uncharacterized. Bases 159 to 794 code for a protein of 211 amino acids. The transcript is spliced from 4 exons. The record is from RefSeq and is a predicted model, not a curated record. NCBI's taxonomy places the organism in Eukaryota, Metazoa, Chordata, Actinopteri, Syngnathiformes, Syngnathidae.